This is a messenger RNA of Agrilus planipennis (emerald ash borer), 489 nucleotides long. Its product is annotated as calcium-binding mitochondrial carrier protein SCaMC-2-like. Gene Ontology annotation, molecular function: calcium ion binding. Lineage: Eukaryota; Metazoa; Arthropoda; Insecta; Coleoptera; Buprestidae. The transcript is spliced from 2 exons. The record is from RefSeq and is a predicted model, not a curated record. The coding region runs from base 138 to 470 and encodes 110 amino acids.
AAAAAAUAAACGUCAAAGUGACAGUCGUUUGUGCGGUUCGUAGACGCAAUGCGGAAAUAAUGUGCAAAUAACGUACAAUUACGCCAAUUAGCUAUGUACUUUUUAAUUUGAUAGUGAACUCUAAUUGUGAUAUUAAUAUGUUACGCAGAGGUGGACUCGGUGUCGAUAAUUUCCACAAUUGGCCAUCUCAAGUAGGACAUGAGUUGCCUCAGGAAGAUGAAGAACGAUUAGAAAAGUUAUUUUGUAAACUUGAUAAGGACGGGAACGGUAAAAUUGAUAUUAGUGAUCUUUCAAGUGCUCUCAAAGAAUUUGGGAUUAAUCUUCAUUAUGCCGAGACUUUUAUCCAAAGAUCGGAUAAAACUCAAAGUGGGGACGUCUCCCUGGUAGAUUUUGUUCACUAUAUAAGAGAACAUGAGAAAAAUUUACGUUUGUAUUUUUCUCAUCUAGACAAAAACCAAGAUGGUAAGUGAAAUCCAUUUUUUUUUUCUU